Trichoderma atroviride IMI 206040 is the source of this 3491-nucleotide messenger RNA. The record is from RefSeq and is a predicted model, not a curated record. Lineage: Eukaryota; Fungi; Ascomycota; Sordariomycetes; Hypocreales; Hypocreaceae.
AUGCUUCAGACACAUGGCGGCCCCCAAGACAACCGCACCGAUAGCAGCUCGCGAGACGAUGAUAGAGGACAUGACAGAGCCAUGCACACUCUGUCGUUGCCCAAGAACCGCAGCACGGGAAACCUGCAUCUAUCGGCUGACCCGCCUGACCGCAGUCGAUACCGAAUGUCUUUUGAGGCUUCGUCGGCCGGCAUCACGGACUACGACCCAAUCACCAGACCAUCUCCUAUUACCGACCACGAGCACGGCUUGGGACUCUCUGGCCUGCGCCGCAUACGACAGCAGCACCCCCCUUCUCGAGCGCCGACCCUGCCCAGCUCAAAUGCCUCUUCACGCAGCCCUUCGGUCGUCACGCUUACCCGGUCUACCUCCAUGACCGCCAUGUUGAGCAGCUACAGUACUACGGCGUUUGCGGGACCGCCCACGUCCCCCAGCUUCUCCGAAGACUUGUCACGAUUUCCCUCCGAGUCCUUGCACUCCUUCUCCUUCGCGCAUCAGUCGGAAGACUUUCUACACAACCGCCAGAAUGUCCUGAAACGUUCCUUGGAGUUUAUGAAGGACCGCAUGGGUCUGUCCAUGACCUCGACGCAAGCCGGCCUCGCUAGCGCCCAGGCCAGAGUUUCGGGCGACGUCGAUGCGCAGCAUAUGCUGGAACUACUCGCGCGAGCCCAAGUCAUAGGCGCUGGAAACCUGCCAAAUCCCAAUCCUUCAGCCAUCGCUGCGCCGCCACUGACUGGCCCGGCCGACCUGCCUGCUGAGAAUGUGUUUGAGAAGCAGUUUAGCCCGAGGGCGUCGAUAUCGGAAUCGAUAGCAUCUGAUCUCGCACAUGCGAGUUUACAAAGAACGUCUGCGACAAGGCCUACGAGCUUGAAACGAACAAUGACUGAUACUCUAGGCAUGGCUUUGCAGGAUAAGUUGAUGGAUACAAUGUCUCAACCUUUUCUUCCCGGCGAGCCGCUUUAUGAAGAGCCUCUUUCUUCCCCGGUAUCAACCCAGCCGGCCAUGCCACUCAAAAUGAGCUUCCCUACCGCCAUCGGCCCCGCAGUGCAUGGCCAUACAAACAGAUGGGUGCCGGCCGCGCAAGCCAUCUUCACAACAGAGGCUAAGCCACCAUGGACCAUCUUGGCGGCCAAUGAUCUGGCUUGUCUGGUUUUUGGAGUUACAAAAGCAGAAGUGCGGAAGAUGGGCAUUCUGGAAGUGGUACAAGAAGAGAGAAGGGCGUGGCUCGAGAAGCGGCUUUUGCAGUUAAGUGAUGCAGAUAUGGAUGAGGACGGCGAGGGGGGCCACAAGGCCACUCCGGCUGCUUCAGCUGCGUCUGCGUUGCUGGGUGGCAGAUCGGGAAUUACUGCCCAGCUCCUCAGCAAGCCCAGCUCGAGGUCACAGCCGUCGCAAUCCCAGAGACGCGCCCAGACAGUUCACAGCGGAGACCCAAACCCUCCAGCUACGCGUACCAGCGGUCACCAUCGCAACAACCUCUCGCGUGGCGUCUUACUGUGCGGUGACGUGGUUCCAAUUCAGAAACGCAAUGGCGCCACUGGAUCGGCGAGCCUUUGGGUCAAGGAGAAACGCGUGGGGCUGAUUUGGGUACUCGAGGAAAUCCACGAGGACGUGGCUAAUAUCGUAUUGGACGAAGAGGGUAUCGUGCAGUCCGUUACGGGAGCAACCGAGCCAAUUUGGGGCCCCAAGUCAAUAAAACCGGGCUUUGAUGUCGCGAAGCUUAUUCCACGUAUCCCACGACAAGGCAUUGACCCGAACGAGGGCGAAAUUGACUUUGCUCAGACCUCUCGAAGACGCUACUUUACGUGCCCAAACUCACACAAGUCGAACGUUCCGUGCGCCAUUGAGCAAGUUCGCGGCAAACUAGAGUUGCGCGUUUCAACUUUCCCUCAUAUGGCGGGUAUUGUUGUGGUGGAACCAGAAACGUUGAGGAUUCGAAGCUCAAACUCUGUCUUCUCUGGCGCACUGUUUGGUUACGAAAAGCCCGAUGGAAUGCCUAUAUAUUCCCUCAUCCCCGACUUUGACAAGAUUCUUGCCACACUUACCGAAGAAGACGGCCUCCAACUCUUGGACGGCAUGGUAGUACCUGAGCACAGAUUCCGCAGAGCAGCAGCCUUUUUCGCAUUGAAAGAACAACGUCCCAACGCUGCCGCAGCAUUUCUUCAACCUGACGGUAUACCAGCAAGACACCGAGACGGCUCAGAAUUGAAAAUCGACGUGCAGAUGCGCGUUGUUGAAAGCGAAAAACACACCGAUAUCAUCGAAGAAAGCAUCGAAGAAAGCGAAUCAGAGACGGCAGAAACAAGCGAUAGAGUGGGCUCUGUGUCACACUCAGAGAUGGUCUUUGCCCUUUGGAUAACCUACUCACGACAUAUCCACACUUCGCCUAUGAAUCUGAAUAUGGAGUCUGCCGACCAUCCAGUGGUGUUGACCCCUCCUCAUCAGCCCUCGCCAGGCCAGACUCCCGCACAUACUCCGAUGGAGAUAUUUUCUGAUUCCGACGACGCCAAAACCGAGACUGCCCAGCAGCCAAUAUUAUCAAUGGCCUCUGCAAUCCCGAAACAGCUCAAGGAUGCCGCCCUUGAUGCCGCCGCCAAGUUGACUGGACACGCCAAGCCAGAGCCACCAAAGGCAGCCGAAAAGCCAGAACCUGCCAAGGCAGAUGAGCCUGACCGCAAAACUACCAUUGACGAUUACACCAUCCUUGAAGACAUGGGCCAGGGAGCCUACGGCCAAGUGAAACUUGCUCGGCACAAGACGACAGGCAAGAAAGUUGUGUUGAAAUAUGUGACUAAGCGUCGUAUUCUCGUCGAUACCUGGACUCGAGACAGGAAGCUCGGAACAGUCCCCUUGGAAAUCCACGUCUUGAACUACCUACGAAAUCCUGAAUUUCGACACCCUAACAUUGUGGAAAUGGAGGGUUUCUUUGAGGAUGAUGUCAACUACUACAUUGAAAUGGCUCCGCAUGGUCUUCCUGGCAUGGACCUAUUCGACUACAUUGAGCUCCGCGCCAACAUGGACGAGGCCGAAUGCCGGAGUAUUUUCGCUCAAGUUGCAAACGCUGUCCACUUCUUGCACACCAAAGCCAUGGUUGUCCAUCGAGACAUCAAGGACGAAAACGUCAUUCUCGAUGGCGAGGGAAAUAUCAAACUCAUCGAUUUCGGUAGUGCGGCAUACAUCAAGAGUGGCCCCUUUGAUGUGUUUGUGGGCACAAUUGACUAUGCUGCUCCCGAAGUCUUAGCCGGAAAACCUUAUGGCGGAAAAGAGCAAGAUGUUUGGGCUCUAGGCAUUCUACUAUACACCAUUGUCUACAAAGAGAACCCCUUCUACAGCAUUGAUGAGAUUAUGGAUCGAGACCUUCGCAUCCCGUUUAUACUCAGCGAGGACAGCAUCGAUUUGAUCCGCUGUAUGUUGAACCGAGAUGUCAGCCAGCGAUACACAAUAGAACAGGUGCUGGAUCACCCAUGGUGCAAGGCACACCAACCCAAAUAGAA